Messenger RNA from Prunus avium (sweet cherry), 571 nucleotides. RefSeq names its product 23 kDa jasmonate-induced protein-like. The record is from RefSeq and is a predicted model, not a curated record. Lineage: Eukaryota; Viridiplantae; Streptophyta; Magnoliopsida; Rosales; Rosaceae.
AUGGCGUACAAUGUGUUCGGCGACCCCAUCGAAAACUCAACGUUGAAGGUGAUGCCGGAGUACAAGUGCAAGGCAAUAGAAAAAAAAGACAGGGCAAAAGUGGCUCUGCAGAUGAAAAAUGUCGGGGACAAGGACCUCAAUGCCAUUACGUUUGUGGAGAAUUUGAAGCAGCAGCAUGGUGAUGGAAUCUCCACACGUUGCCUUAUUUACAAUGCAACUGGGGAGACCUUAACCUAUUCUAUAAGUAAGGACUGGUGUGGGCAAAUUGGACCCUCCCCCUACCCUGCACUCAUUGCAAAUGGGCAGUGGGGUGCCUUUCUACAUGUCCAAAAACUUGGAACGCCUGAAGGAUCUGUUGCCACUGUUGUGUACAAGGGCACGAACAAGGACGGUCAGGUCCAUGGCCGGCUGCUUGCAUGGAGCAACAAUAGGGUUGCCUAUAAAAACACGGUAGAUUAUUUUCGGUUCGGAUCAUAUUCGUUGAGUAACUAUAGAUCGAUGUUGCCAUGGAGCAACAAUGUGAUUGCCGGUAAAAACAUGGUGUUUACUGAGAGCCGAACUGCUACACACU